AUGGCUUCUUCAGGCGCUGCAGAAAAACCCAAGUUCCAUGAAGGAACUUUAAAGCCCUAUCCUCAUGAGGAGCAUGGACGGCCUGGCGAUACUGGAAGAGCAAAGGACCCAGUAAAGUUUCUUUUGGCCAGUGAACAACGUGCCCGUGAACGACAAGUCGCCUACGAAACCGUCCGCCUUCUUCGUGAAGAUGUUAUAGAAUGUUACCGUCGGGAAGGUGUGAAUCAUUACGAUAACUGCCAAGUUGAAACUCAAAAGUUCUAUGACGUUAUCAAGCAAAAGGAUAUGGGACAGCUACACCCCAACUGGAAGAAGACAGCCAAAUUCGAUGUAUAUUAG
Cylindrotheca closterium is the source of this 339-nucleotide messenger RNA. The record is from the annotation of a GenBank genome assembly. NCBI's taxonomy places the organism in Eukaryota, Bacillariophyta, Bacillariophyceae, Bacillariales, Bacillariaceae.